CUUUGCCUAGUAACAUGCCAGUAUUUAAUUAUAAUACACAUGAAAAUCAUACUAGUCCUCAUUCAAACUCAAAUAGAAACAUAAAACCAGACAAAUUUGAUGGUUCUACCACUGAGUGGACAGAUUAUGUAAUUCAUUUUGAACGUGUUGCCUCCUGGAAUAAAUGGAAUGAGCAACAAAAGGCGUGCAUGUUAUCCAUAAAUUUAAGGGGGGAAGCCCAACGCCUACUUUCAACAUUAAGUUCCUCUCAGUUAACAGACUAUAAUGAAAUAAAACGAGCCCUGACUCAAAGGUUCAGUCCACAAGAGCGGGAACUGGCAUAUAGGUGUGAAUUCCGAAACAGGAAAAGGAAUUCUGGGGAGUCUGUUUCAGAUUAUGGAUACGCAUUAAGACGUAUAGGACAGAAAGCAUUUCCUUUAAUGCCCCAUACGGCACUCGAAUCUUGUAUCAUUGAUCAGUACAUUCAUGGUCUGGGUAGUUUUGAGUUACAAAAACAUGUACAAUUUUUACAUCCAACUACUUUAGAUCAAGCUAUUAGUGCCGCGGUAGAAUAUGCUGCUUUACAGGGGUCACUUGAUAAAAGAUCAAAACCCGUAGAUGACGAAAUUACAAGGGGGACUACUCUUCCAUUGAAAGAAAAUAUAGUUUCUUCCCUUAGGCCAUCAAAUAUGAAAACUGAUUGUAAUCUUGAAGAUUUACAGCAAAUGUUAUCUUCUUUGUUAGAUCAAAAACUUGAACAAAAGUUUAAUGAAAAAAUGUCUAUGCUUGAAAACAAAUACUCUGAUAAUGUUAUUAAGAAACAAAACAUAUCAAGACAAAAUAGCCCUUCACGUAAUUUACGUGCAGAUUCAUCUCCACACAAUAACAGACAAGUGGGAAUUCAGAAUAGAUCCCCAAAUCAUUCCCCAAAUAGGAAUUUAAGGAAUAAUUCUAGGAAUAUUUCCUGUUCAUAUUGUAAUAAACUGGGACAUACAGAAAGUCAAUGUUUUUUCAAAGAGCGUAGAGAUAUUUUCUGUACUUUUUGUAAAAAGAAAGGCCAUAUUGAGAGCCGUUGCUUUCUAAAACAAAAUGCUCCCUUACAGGAAAACUAGACCGGACUGAGGUUGUGGCCAAAACUUCAGUCAUUUGUAAAAAUACUAGGCCAAUAUGUGACAUAACUAUGACAAAAUGUGACACAAAGUGUUCACAAAUUAGUGAAAACACUGAAAACACGAACUUGAAAAAUGUUAGUUUACCAGAAAUUGACAAACAUAAACAUUGUUCCGUUAAAAGUACUUUAACGUCUGAACAUUCAAAUACAAAUGAACAAAACACAUUGUAUAAGAAAAUCCCGGAAAUAACAAUUACUCCACCCGAAUUAAGUCCUACUCCUACUAUAACAGAGACGAAUGCUCAACGUGACUUAGGUCAAAAACUAGGACAAGAGUGUUCGAGAAAUGAAGGUCAAAAUGUAUACCGUGCAAAUAUAGUUGAACAAAGUACGAGUAAAUGUACACCAUUAAGUUUGAAAUUUAAAGUCACUGAUUCAAAUCAUAUUGAGAGUAAGGUUUUACAACAGAAUAAUGUUGAUAUAAAAACACCUCAAAGUUUAGGCCAAGAAAAGGAAAACAUUGUUUCUGAUAUAGGCGAAAAAAAUAAAACAUCAUGUUAUUAUGUGAAAACUGCUAUAGGGCAGAUCAAGGGAGGUAUGCUCAUUGAUUCUGGAAGUCCAGUUUCUAUCAUUUCCACCAAGUGUUACUAUAGACUCGAAAAUAAGCCUAGGUUAGAACUUGUUAAAAUGCCUUUGUCUACAGCAAAUGGAGUCAGGCUGAAAAUUGCUGGAAAAUGUAUGAUUAAUUUUGAAAUUGAACAUCUUGUUUUCUGUUUUGAGUUUAUAGUUGCGGAUAUUGAGGAAACAAUAGGCAUUUUAGGCAUUGAUUUCUUCGAAAAUUAUAAUGUCAGCCUGAAAGUACACAAACGCUUGCUAAAAACUAGUAUGGGAAAAGUGAGAGUGUAUAACUUUAACUCAAGAAUGUGUGCAAAGGUACAAAUAACAGAUAUUUCUCAUGAAAACAAACCAUUAUUACACAGCUACAAUCAGGACAAUUUGAAUAAGUUAAGUGCAACACGCAAGUACUGGUUUAUAGAUAAAAUAGAUAAUGGUAAAAUGAUACUUCAAUAUGCAUUUGACAAGAAUCAAAGUAAAUCUUUUGAAACAUUAGACACAAACUCUGUGUCAAUAUUUCAAACAUAUUUAUACUUUGAGAGAAGCAAGCAGUUACUUAUUCAAAGCAAAAUAAUUAUGCUAGAACUGAUGUCAUGGAUUAAAAGAGUGAAAUGCUACUUAAAAAUGACCAUGUCUAACCAAGACUUAGACUUAUGUAUGAAAUGGAAUGUACAGAAAAAUACCAAGUUUAAAUCAACACGACUUUAGAGGAAGAUAAAUUGAUAUGAAUCAUUUAUCCUAAAAAUACUUCAUAUACAUGUACAUACUCAAGCCAGUUGUAACACACAAAACACCGCUUGUAAUGGUGAAACAUCAUGGACUUCACAUUGUUCAUAUUCCACUACUGCAUGUGCUCAAUUCAGAGUGUAUUCUAACAACAGGACUUUACAGUUUCAUCAAGAACAUUGAAAGUGGUGUGUUGCUUGAGUGAUGUUUCAUUCUUAUUGUAAAUAACCUGAAUUUGUUUUCCAUGUUUGAUAUUUACAUUGAUAGUUAAUCGUGUUUUGUCAGUUCACUAUUUUGAUGUACAUACUUUUCUUAUUUUGAUUCAUAUACUUUUCGAAAGUAAAUUUUUGUUUUGUAAUUUUGAUAAGUUUCUUAAAUAAAAGGGUAAUUCUUUCCUUCCUUUGUUUUUGACAUUAUAUUUAUUAAAUUUUAAUCUCUAAUUACAUGGGGUUUCUUUGUUUUUAAGGAGGGAGGAAUGUAAUAGGAUGGGUAUUUACGGUAAUCUAAGUUAACAGUUAAUCUAUAAGUUAUGAGUUACUAUCUUUCAUACUUAUUGCAUGGUAUAUACAAUGUUAUUCUCAACCAAUCAAAUUGUUGUUUUGAAUACUGAAUUGUAUAAAUAAGCUGACUUUGGUAAUGUUAGCUAGGUUAGGUACUGUACCUACUCUGGUCAGUACAACAAGGCUUAGCCUUGAAACAUUAAACUGGACUUAGUCCUUAACAAACAUUUAUGUUUAUUAUAAACGACCAUAUAUAAAAAAUAUCAUAAACAUAAUCUUAAUUAAAUAAUAAAUAUAGUUAUUCUUAAUAUAAAACUAAAUAUAAUUUGAUUAGUAUUCUCUUUCAGUUUGUUAGGGCUUUUCAUAUAUUAAAAGCAUUGAUUGAAAUUG
Messenger RNA from Ruditapes philippinarum (Manila clam), 3321 nucleotides. RefSeq lists its product as uncharacterized. The transcript has 2 exons. The record is from RefSeq and is a predicted model, not a curated record. Lineage: Eukaryota; Metazoa; Mollusca; Bivalvia; Venerida; Veneridae. Bases 1160 to 2413 code for a protein of 417 amino acids.